AUGGCUGGUGCUUUAGAGAAUGCUCGUAAAGAGAUUAAAAGAAUCUCAUUAGAAGACCAUGCAGAAUCUGAAUAUGGUUCCAUUUACUCUGUUUCUGGUCCAGUUAUUGUGGCAGAAAAUAUGAUUGGUUGUGCCAUGUAUGAAUUGGUUAAAGUUGGUCAUGAUAAUUUAGUUGGUGAAGUCAUUAGAAUUGAUGGUGAUAAAGCUACUAUUCAAGUUUACGAAGAGACGGCAGGUGCUACUGUUGGUGACCCUGUUUUAAGAACUGGUAAACCUUUAUCUGUUGAGUUAGGUCCAGGUUUAAUGGAAACCAUUUAUGAUGGUAUUCAAAGACCUUUAAAGACAAUUAAAGAUAUUUCUCAAUCUAUUUAUAUUCCAAGAGGUAUUGAUGCUCCUGCUUUAAGUAGAGAUAUUAAAUGGAAUUUCACACCAGGUAAAUAUACCGUUGGAGAUCAUAUCUCUGGUGGUGACAUUUUUGGUUCUAUCUUUGAAAAUUCUUUAUUAGAUAACCAUAAAAUUCUAUUACCACCAAGAGCAAGAGGUACUAUUACAUGGAUUGCUCCAGCUGGAGAAUAUACCGUUGAUGAAAAAGUAUUAGAAGUUGAAUUCGAUGGUAAGAAAUCUGAAUAUUCUAUGUAUCAUACGUGGCCUGUUCGUGUUCCAAGACCUGUUGCUGAAAAAUUAUCUGCAGAUUAUCCUCUUUUAACUGGUCAAAGAGUUCUAGAUGCAUUAUUCCCAUGUGUUCAAGGUGGUACCACCUGUAUUCCAGGUGCUUUCGGUUGUGGUAAGACCGUUAUCUCUCAAUCUCUAUCCAAGUAUUCUAACUCUGAUGCAAUUAUCUAUGUUGGUUGUUUUGCUAAAGGUACUCAAGUUAUGAUGGCUGAUGGUACUGAUAAAUCUAUUGAAGAUAUUCAAUUAGGUGAAUUAGUAAUGGGUAAAGAUGGUACUCCAAGAACUGUUAUUUCUUUACCACGUGGUAAAGAAACAAUGUAUGAAGUUUGUCAUUCUUCCGCUAAGGGUGUUGCUCCAAGUACAUUAAUGAACUAUGUUUGUUCAGGUAACCAUAAGAUUGUUAUGCAAACUCCACAACAAGUUGGUAUCACAGAACAUGGUCUAGAUAACAAUAAGACUUACACUAGUGUUUCCUAUUUCGCUUUAACAGAUUCUCAACAUGGUUACCCUGUAGUUAAGAAGGUUACUAAGAGUUUUGAACAUCAACAACUUGGUGGUAAAGAACAAACUCAACUAUUGGUUAACCAAUUUGUUGCCUCCCUGGACGCUAAGCCAAUUGACUGGGAUGUUGAAGCUAAGCAUUAUGAAACUUUAGGCCAUUAUGUCAAGAAAUGUUCUUAUCAAUUAAUUAACCCUGUUUUCCAACAAUCUGGUAAAUUAGCUCAACAACUAAAUAACUUCGGUUACGCUAGUAGUUUGGCUCCACAAUUAGGUUGGUUAUUAGGUUUCUGGGUUGGUAAUGGUGCUAUGAGAUAUUCUCAAUUUACCAUUGAAUCUCAAGAUAUUGUAUUAAUAACCAGAAUCCAAGAAAAUGCUUCAGCAUUAGGUCUAACUGCUACUACUGCUUGUUACUACAGUGGUUCUAAGGAUAACGAAGCUCAACUUGCUAAGAUUAAUGGUGGUAAAGUACAACCAGAUGGUACUGUCGUCUUCGAAGAUGAUUUGGAAAGCACUCCAACUGCUAAAGAAUUAUCUGACAUGGAUAGAUUAUCAGAAUCCAAGACUGCCACUGUUGCUACAUCUUUCGGUGUUGAAUCUAUUGAUGAAUUAGUUGUUACUUUAGGUGCUGCUGAUAGCCGCGGUAACAUCUUUGCCAAUAUCGUUGAAUCCUUCGGUAUUGAUAUCUCCGACAAGGACGCCCUACCAGAAAAGAUUGCUAACGAAUUGGCUCAUGAUGACUUCGAAGUCCGUGAACAAUUCAUUGCUGGUUUGGUCGAUGCUAACGGUUACGUUAGAAAGGACGUUUACGACCAUGCCUCUGAAGCUACAGUCACUACCACUUCCAACGCUGUUGUUGAAGGUCUAGUUAAAUUAGCUCGUUCUCUUGGUAUUAAGAUUGUUGUGACUACCGAUGCUGAUGAUGAAGAAGAAGAAGGUCAUCACGACCAUGCUCAUUGCGGUCAUGACCACGACUCUACUACUUUCACAGCUGUCAUGACUGGGGAUGCUUUAACUAACUCCAUGAGAUUCUGUGCUCUUGGUAGAAAUAAGGUUGUCGCUAAAGAAUUCACUAGAGAAGCAGUUCCAUUUUUCUUCACUUUAGACAAGAAGGCCGAAGAUGAUUACUACGGUAUUACUUUACCAGAUAACACCGAUAAACAAUACUUACUAUCCUCAAUGGCAUUAGUUCAUAACUGUGGUGAAAGAGGUAACGAAAUGGCUGAAGUCUUAAUGGAAUUCCCAGAAUUAUUCACUGAAAUUAACGGUAGAAAGGAACCAAUUAUGAAACGUACUACUUUGGUUGCUAAUACUUCCAACAUGCCUGUCGCUGCUAGAGAAGCUUCUAUUUAUACUGGUAUUACAUUAGCUGAAUAUUUCAGAGAUCAAGGUAAGAAUGUUUCCAUGAUUGCUGAUUCUUCUUCAAGAUGGGCUGAAGCUUUAAGAGAAAUUUCUGGUCGUCUAGGUGAAAUGCCUGCUGACCAAGGUUUCCCAGCUUAUUUAGGUGCUAAAUUAGCUUCCUUUUAUGAAAGAGCAGGUAAAGCUGUUGCUUUAGGUUCUCCAGAUCGUAUUGGUUCUGUUUCCAUUGUCGCUGCUGUCUCACCAGCUGGUGGUGAUUUCUCUGAUCCAGUUACUACAGCUACUCUUGGUAUUACACAAGUUUUCUGGGGUUUAGAUAAGAAAUUAGCUCAAAGAAAGCAUUUCCCAUCUAUUAAUACUUCAGUAUCAUACUCUAAGUAUACAAAUGUCCUAGAUAAAUUUUAUGAUCAAAAUUAUCCAGAAUUCCCAACUUUAAGAAAUCGUAUGAAAGAAAUUUUAUCUAAUGCAGAAGAAUUAGAACAAGUUGUUCAAUUAGUUGGUAAAUCUGCUUUAUCUGAUAGUGAUAAGAUUACAUUAGAUGUUGCAUCUUUAAUUAAAGAAGAUUUCUUACAACAAAAUGGUUACUCUACAUAUGAUGCUUUCUGUCCAAUUUGGAAAACUUUUGAUAUGAUGAAGGCAUUUAUUGCUUAUCAUGAUGAAGCUCAAAAAUCUGUUGCUAAUGGGGCUAAUUGGUCAAAACUUGCUGAAGCUACUGCAGAUGUUAAACAUCAAGUUUCUUCAUCUAAGUUCUUUGAACCAAGUAGAGGUGAAACUGAAAUUAACGGUGAAUUUGAAAAACUAUUAUCUAACAUUCAAGAAAGAUUCACCGAAUCUACUGAUUAA
Molecule: messenger RNA, 3372 nt
Organism: Maudiozyma saulgeensis
Lineage: Eukaryota; Fungi; Ascomycota; Saccharomycetes; Saccharomycetales; Saccharomycetaceae
Source: the annotation of a GenBank genome assembly